AUGUUUCCAACACGAGCGCAAAGCGCAAAGAAGAACCUGCUGUUAUGCUUUGAUGCAUUUGGGACGCUGUUCCAGCCCAACACCCCUAUCCCAAGAGCGUACGCUCAAGCUGCUAUUCGUCAUGGAGUAAAAUGCGACACAAGAAAUCCUGAGGCGGACGUUGGUAGCGAGUUCAAAAGAGCGUUCAAGGAAAGUUCAAAAACAAGUCCAAAUUAUGGCAAAGCAACAGGGCUGGGCGCAGAGAAGUGGUGGAGGAAUGUCAUUCACAGCACAUUCCAGCCAUGGUUAGAACCAGGCCAGGACGUGCCGCAGGCUCUGGUGGAUGAACUCCUGACUCGCUACUCGACCAAAGAGGGCUACGAUAUCUUUCCAGACGUCAAGCCGUUCUUCCAGAUGCUGCGCGACAAGUCAUCAACUGACGUUGAAGUUUGGCCCUGGCAGACGACUGUCGUUGGGAUCAUCACGAACUCAGAUGACCGAGUACCUGGUAUUCUGGAAUCAUUCGGUCUUAAAAUCGGCCCAAGAAGAGUGGGCACACCAGACCAGCGCACUGCAGAAGCUGCUUUGGAAGACGACGCCAGUUUCGUCGUGCUUAGCUACGAUGUCGGUGUUGAAAAGCCCGAUCGUGGCAUGUAUGACGCCGCCGUUGAUUCGUUGAAAGUAUUGUUGACUGGCAGAGACGACGGACUGAAGGUGGAUGAUUUCGAGAAGCUGUACGUGGGGGACUCGCUCGAGCACGACUUCUUUGGUGCCAAGAGAGCUGGGUGGAAUGCUCUUAUGCUGGAUCGUAGCGAACACUACAAGACUGAUUUUGCAAAAAAAGGCAAAGACCUUGUGAGCACGCUGGUGAAGCAUACAGCGAGCGACAAGUUUGCAAAGGUGGCCAUGAUUAAGAACCUCCAAGCACUGAGGGACUGGCACCCGGCGGACUCUAGAAAGUCAACUCCUACCUCCCAUGGUUCCGACGAUGAGAGUGCGGUUCCAAGUAGUCCUGAGCGCAAGCAGGACUAA
This is a messenger RNA of Ascochyta rabiei, 1011 nucleotides long. RefSeq lists its product as uncharacterized. Bases 1 to 1011 code for a protein of 336 amino acids. The transcript has 2 exons. The record is from RefSeq and is a predicted model, not a curated record. NCBI's taxonomy places the organism in Eukaryota, Fungi, Ascomycota, Dothideomycetes, Pleosporales, Didymellaceae.